AUGGAGCAGAAGGAUCACGUAGGGCACCCGGCGAUCGGGGUGGCAGCGACGAUGCCGUACGGCGCGCCGGCGGGCGGGCCGUACGGUGCUUACCAGCACAUCUACCAGCAGCAGCAUCAACAGCAGCAACAGCAGCAGCUGCAGAUGUUCUGGGCGGAUCAGUACCGGGAGAUCGAGCAGACUACCGACUUUAAGAACCACAGCCUGCCGCUGGCCCGCAUCAAGAAGAUCAUGAAGGCGGACGAGGAUGUGCGGAUGAUUGCCGCGGAGGCCCCCGUGGUCUUCGCCCGCGCCUGCGAGAUGUUCAUCCUCGACCUCACCCACCGCUCCUGGGCCCACGCCGAAGAGAACAAGCGCCGCACCCUCCAGAAGAAUGACAUCGCUGCCGCCAUCACCCGCACGGACGUCUUCGACUUCCUCGUCGAUAUCGUCCCUCGUGAGGAUACACGGGACGACGUCAUCCCUCGUGCCCUUGGGGCGCCCUCCGGCGACCAAUUGGCUUACUACUACGUCCAGCAGUAG
Molecule: messenger RNA, 522 nt
Organism: Spirodela intermedia
Lineage: Eukaryota; Viridiplantae; Streptophyta; Magnoliopsida; Alismatales; Araceae
Source: the annotation of a GenBank genome assembly